Molecule: messenger RNA, 1464 nt
Organism: Aspergillus nomiae NRRL 13137
Lineage: Eukaryota; Fungi; Ascomycota; Eurotiomycetes; Eurotiales; Aspergillaceae
Product: cytochrome P450
Exons: 7
Coding region: 1-1464 (487 amino acids)
Molecular function (GO): heme binding; monooxygenase activity; oxidoreductase activity, acting on paired donors, with incorporation or reduction of molecular oxygen
Source: RefSeq, a predicted model, not a curated record
AUGGACUUGUUGAGACUUCCAGAUAGGUCUGUGUUGGCCCAGGGCAUCCUCGUCGGGAUUGUUACGUAUUGGGCCGUUUGGAUCAUCUAUACACGAUGGUUCCACCCUCUCGCCAAGUUUCCUGGACCAUUCUGGGCGUCGAUCACGAGAGUGUGGACGCUUCUUCAUGUGCUUCCUGGAAAUGCUGAGAAGAGGCAGAUGAAGCUACAUGCGAAAUAUGGACCUGUCGUUCGUAUCGCCCCCAACGAGCUGGUCACCAGUGACCCGGAGGCAAUCCAAACGCUCUACGGAACCAAAUCUCUCACAACAAAGACCGACUUCUAUUUGGCUUUCAGACCACCCUGGGCACGAUUCCCAGAUCACUUCUCGUCAGAAGGCGGAAAGCAACACGGGGAGCGCCGUCGCAUCGUCAGCCAUGUUUACACAAUGACAAGCAUUCUCCAAUCGGAAAAGUACAUUGAAAAGUGCAUUGACAUUUGGCUUGAGAAGCUAGGGGAGAUGGCGGACAACAAAAAGUCUUUCGAUUUGUGGAUAUGGACUCGAAUGUACGCAUACGACGUGAUCGGUGAGCUAUACUUCAGCAAAAUGUUCGGCUUCCUCCAAGCCGGCGGUGACCACCUCGGGUACAUAGAUGCAACGGAGGAUUUGGUCCCUGUUCAGUUCCUGGCCGCCAAUAUGCCCACCUACGUCCGGGGUCUAUUCAUGCUGACCGGAUUCUUGUUCCCAAAGGUCCGACGAGCGCUGGGAGCCCUAGAAAAUCUGACUGACGCGACAAAUAAAAUGCUCAAAGACCACCUCGCUACUCUGCAGAGUGAUUCGGAGUCUGAAUCUCAACGACAAGACAUCCUAAGCAAGCUGCUCGAAAUCUCGCACAAAAGAGGCGAGGAACUUGAUUUCGUGCUUGAUGAUGUCAAGAUGGAGUCGUUUGGUGCAUUCUUUGCCGGAAGCGAAACAACAGCUCUCACGCUCUCUGGCAUUCUCUAUCACAUCUUUCGCACCCCCCGCGUAUAUGCAAAGCUGACCGCCGAAAUUGAUGCCGCCAAGUGCAACCAACUCAGCACGCCGCGUAUUUCCUACAAUGAGGCCGUUAAACUUCCCUACCUAGCCGCCUGCAUUAAAGAAGGAAUUCGUAUGCACCCAAUCACUGGCGUGUCGUUCCCCCGUCACGCGCCAUCAUCUGGUUGCAUGAUUGGCGAGCACUAUAUCCCCGGAAAUGCGCGGAUCGGGGUGAACCCGGGGGUUAUGCAUUUCAGCAAAACUAUUUUCGGAGAAGACGCGGAUCGGUUUCGACCCGAGAGGUGGAUUGACGGGAAUGCCAGUAGGAUGGAUCGGCAUAUUAUGCAGUUCGGGAUGGGGGCUAGGACUUGUCUUGGGAAGAAUAUAUCAAUGUGCGAGAUUUACAAGGCCAUCCCGGAGCUUCUAAAGUCUUUUGCGUUCGAACUUGGGUGUGACGAGGAGAUGUAG